Molecule: messenger RNA, 1058 nt
Organism: Triticum aestivum (bread wheat)
Lineage: Eukaryota; Viridiplantae; Streptophyta; Magnoliopsida; Poales; Poaceae
Product: transcription initiation factor TFIID subunit 9
Exons: 2
Coding region: 136-684 (182 amino acids)
Biological process (GO): RNA polymerase II preinitiation complex assembly; DNA-templated transcription initiation
Cellular component (GO): transcription factor TFIID complex; SAGA complex
Molecular function (GO): RNA polymerase II general transcription initiation factor activity; transcription coactivator activity; protein heterodimerization activity
Source: RefSeq, a predicted model, not a curated record
UCCAACCCGAUUCGUUCCCGGAAACCCUCCACCAGCCAGGACACAGCAAUCAGAGCAUGGACAGCGGCGGCGGGAGGAGCCUCCGGCCCGGACGAGCCUCGCGACGCGCGCGUGGUGCGGGAGCUCCUCCGGUCGAUGGGGCUCGGCGAGGGCGAGUACGAGCCGCGCGUCGUGCACCAGUUCCUGGACCUGGCCUACCGCUACGUCGGCGACGUGCUCGGCGACGCCCAGGUCUACGCCGACCACGCAGCCAAACCCCAGCUCGACGCCGACGACGUCCGCCUCGCCAUCCAGGCCAAGGUCAACUUCUCCUUCUCCCAGCCGCCGCCACGCGAGGUUCUGCUUGAGUUGGCACGCAGCCGGAACAAGAUCCCGCUACCCAAGUCUAUUGCUCCACCUGGCUCGAUUCCUCUGCCACCUGAGCAGGACACUUUGCUGACUGAAAACUACCAGCUUCUACCCGCACUGAAGCCACCAACUCAGACUGAAGAAGCAGAAGAUGACAACGAGGGAGCUGACGCAAUCCCUGGCAAUCCCAGUCCAAACUAUUCACAGGAUCAGAGGGGCAACGAGCAACGUCAGCCUCAGAGCCAGAGCCAGAGGGUUUCUUUCCAACUGAACGCGGUGGCUGCCACGGCUGCAAAGCGCCCUCUAGUGACAAUUGAUCAGUUGAACAUGGGCUAACUAACUGAUGCUUGUGUAGCUUGCUGGGACCGCCCUUUCUGGCUAGCGCCCUCCUAUUGCACCAUGAAAAAUGCUGAUUGCUGAGGAAAGGGAGCAGCCUUGCAAGUAGUGUAAGUAGUAGCUGUGCACCUCUGUUUUAUUAAUUUCUGUGCAUUAUUGUCAACUUGUUGAUUUUGUAGAUCUUGUCGAACUUGAGCUGUCUCGUCGUUGUUUCUGAAUGCUAAGUCGGUGUUUCUAUUGUGACUGUGUUCCUAUUAUGCUUUUGGUGGCAUGUGGCACAUAUUUGGUUGGUUAAAAUGAGGACCAAACAAACUAAGUGUACAAUAUAGAAAUAAAUCUUUUUUUUAUCGAUAUAGAGAUAAAUCUGUAGUUCA